Messenger RNA from Emericellopsis atlantica, 2330 nucleotides. RefSeq lists its product as uncharacterized. Lineage: Eukaryota; Fungi; Ascomycota; Sordariomycetes; Hypocreales; Bionectriaceae. The record is from RefSeq and is a predicted model, not a curated record. The transcript has a single exon. Bases 204 to 2150 code for a protein of 648 amino acids.
AGCGCCUUGGCCAUAACAAACGUCACCGAUGCCGCGAAACAGAGACGUGGCAAACGACACUGAGCCACGCAUAUGUCUUUGAGCGUUCCACGCAUAUCGGCCACUUGUACGAGCACCAAUAUACAUCGCGUCCAUCGACGUUCUUCCAGCCAGGAGUUAGGUCCACUCACGCAACGGUCCAGUCACGACUCACGAGACUCCUAAUGGCGACCCUUGAAACCCUACCAUCUGUCGUCCUCGACCUGGUCUGCGAUUUCCUGCGAAUCGACCACUUUGAAGACUGUCGCAGCCUGCAUUCAUUUGCUCUCGCCAGUCGAACAUGCCGCCUCGCCUCGGAAAGAAGCCGGUUCCGCCGCCUUAAAGUGAAGAUUCACGAUCUGUCCAACGUGGCCCAGGCCGUGAGAGACGCGACGGCCAUGCUCACGGGCCGCAUGCAUCACGUCCGGGGGUUGUCGGUCGACUACGAGUCGCAUUGCGCGGAUCCUCGUUCCCACCUCGGCAAGAGAUGUGACCAUUCCACUUUGGUUGGGAUCUCCAAGCAGCAGCGUCGCAAUAUCAAUCUCGACGCGCUGGCCGACUUGAUCUGUCACCUGCCAGGCUUGACCCAUCUGACAUGGGCGAUGCCAAUACCAGCUCCCCCGGCUUUACUCCGUCCAUCGACACCACAAGGCCCAAACUACCGGCUCGAAAUCUGGGAACUUGGACUUCAGAGCCUGUACACCCCAGUCGGGCAAAAGGCCCGGGAGAUGGACGCCGCAGACUAUACAAUUCUCACGUCUCCGCGUCUCGACACGUUCAGCUGUUGGGAUAUCUCGGCAUUCGACGACGACGGCAACUGGAGCUACCACGAGGAAGCCAUUCUACAAGCACUUGCGUCUCCUCAAUGCCAACUCGAACAUGUCUCCGUCGACUACAGCGAACCAGAGGCCUCGUUUAGCACACAGGACGUCCAGAACCACCGUCGACCCAGCAGGCCUGGCCUUUUCUCUUCAAGUUUGAGCCAAAGACCCCAUAACGAUCAGUCUACUUCAACGUCAAAGAGAGCGCUCACAUCACUAUCCAUCAAUUUUCGACCUGCAAUUACUUCGUACCUUGUUGACCGGUGGAAAGAGGUGAUCGACUUCUCUACGCUGAUAUCUUUGAAUCUCGGUGUCGUCAAACCAGAGCUACUGCCAAUGCUAGGCGACAUGGCCGCGACGGGUGCGCUUCGAUCCCUUCAGGUUCUUGAACUCACGCCGGACCUGCUCGAAUACGAUAAUGUGGAACGAACUAUCAACGACCUAUGCUCUCUAUUGAAGGUUCUUUGCCCGUUGCGCGGAUUGCACCUCGGGCGCACUAGGUCACACGCCGUUUUUGACACUCUCCUUGAAACACAUGGCCCUCACCUACGCGAGCUUAGCCUUGACGAGCCCGUCGUGUUCACUUCUAAGAACGCGUAUCGUCUCGCCGAGGUAUGCCGCCGAGUACGCGACCUUAAUAUCACGAUCCGACGAACAGGCGGCGACGAGGCCGAAGUCGCAUUCUACCACGCCUUGGGCCACUUGAGUCGCCUAGAAUCAGUAUCUAUUAUAUUUGACUGUACUCGUCCUGAGGCUACCGGUCUAAUCAACCACGGCGUCUUCUCGUCCGAUAAGUAUAAUCGCGAAGCCAGGAUAGGCCUCGUGCAGGACGCACUCGUGAAUGUCGCUAUAGACGAAGAGCUUGCCCGCUCUAUGUUUCUCACCAUCGCACAGACACAGAAGCGCCGGGCUAACCAGACAGGAUCACGUCAAUUCUUGCUUCGGCGCUUAACGGUCGAAUGCCUAGAUUCCGAUCUAUUUGGACGCGGGGAUUACUCCCACUCCGAACUGUCGAUUCUGUUGGAGUGGCUCAGGGGUCAUUGGAUCUGUGAGUCGUCGAUUGGCCUUCGGGAUCCCGACGCUAUUUUGGAUGACAAGCCAGGCGGCCAAGCCCACAAGGCAGUCUUGGCUCGAGACGAAAGCCUGCAGCGCAAGAUGGAGUACGAAGAAGAUUUAUAUGAGCAUCUGAAUGGCGUUGACCCCUUGGUGGAGGAUGCUUGGUUGAGACUAUGGCUAUAUGGUCGCGGUGACUGGAAACAAUCUUGGAAAAGCCAGCCACUGGCCAGCAGUGCGCGCCAUAUGCCAGUCUGAUGAAAUACAUGGCUUGCAGGGAGCUGAACUGGCAAAUAGGGACUCACGCUGUCAAGACGUUUAGCGAUGUGCCGAUUAAGGGUGUCACUGGGCGUGCACUCGAAAAGUGUGGCAUUGCAGUGGACGAUACUGUCUCCAUCAGGAUAUCUCUGGCCGGUCCCUCACACUGCCUAAUGGAAA